Messenger RNA from Arabidopsis thaliana (thale cress), 192 nucleotides. Its product is annotated as Gag-Pol polyprotein/retrotransposon. The record is from RefSeq and is marked reviewed. Lineage: Eukaryota; Viridiplantae; Streptophyta; Magnoliopsida; Brassicales; Brassicaceae. Bases 1 to 192 code for a protein of 63 amino acids. The transcript has a single exon.
AUGGAGAAAGGUGCCUCUAAUGUCGACUUGUGGACAAUGGCCCAAACCGCUAAGGAAUCACUCCGAAGUUUCAUCGGAAGAUUCAAAGAAAUCGUCACUAGCACAGCUACCCCUGAUGAUGCUGCAAUCGCGGCUCUGCGCAAUGCGCUCUGGCACGAGUCACGAUUUAGAGAAGAUCUUCUGCUUAACUAG